AUGACUAGCUGGCCGUCCUCGGUCCGGUUGAACAACAUCUCCGUGUUCGCUGGCACUUUCCCUCUUCUUCUCGCCUUUUCAUCCGUGGCAUUCGCCCAAGCACCGGCUCCAAUCAUUGAUGUCGGCAAUGCAAGAUAUCGGGGAACCGUCAACGCUGCAACCAACAUCUCUAGUUACUCAGGCAUUCGAUACGCUGCCGCGCCCGUUGGCGGCUUGCGCUUCCGGGCGCCUCAAAACCCUCCGGUUCUUGAGGGCGUGCAACAGGCUACUACUCAGCCACAACAGUGCCUUCAGGCAGGCUCCGGGAACUCACCCACAAACCCCAACCCAACGUCUUCUCUGAGCAGCAGAGCGACACAGGAUCCUGAGGACUGCCUGUUCCUGAACGUGUUCUUCCCAGGGAGUACUGUCCCCGCGCGCCCACUCCCCGUAGUCUUUUGGAUUCACGGUGGCGGUUAUGUCGCUGGAGGCGCAGGUUCGUUCAACGGAGGUGAUCUAAUCAGCGAGGCUAAGAAUGGUGUUGUUACUGUCAUCAUCCAAUAUCGUCUUGGCAUAUUUGGUAUGGACGUCACCUUUUACUCUUCAACAUGCGUUGACCAUCCGUUGGCAGGCUUCUUGUCCGGCUCGCAGGUCAAGGCCAACGGUGCGCUGAAUGCCGGGUUGCUCGACCAAGAAUUCGCAUUGAAAUGGGUGCAACAGCAUAUCAGUAAAUUUGGAGGUGAUCCCGAUCGAGUCACCAUAUGGGGGGAGUCAGCGGGUGCCGGAUCUGUGUUGCAGCAUGUCGUAGCUCGGGAUGGAAGGACCAGCCCUCCACUGUUCAGAGCAGCGAUGUCAAGUUCGUCUUUCUUACCUUCUCAACACCCCUUCGAUGGGGCUGUUCCAGAGAGCAUCUUUAGCCAGGUUGUCUCGCAAACAGGAUGUGGUGGCUCCGCAGAUACCUUGUCUUGUCUGAGAGCAGCAAAUGUUUCGAUACUGCAAGCUGCCAACGUAAACGUAAAUCGGGCUGGCUUCUUCGGAACAUUCGUAGCCGUUCCGGUAGUCGAUGGCGAAUUCAUCACUCAACGACCCACCCAGGCGCUUCGUCAGAGAAGAGUUAAUGGUAGAGCGCUCCUUGCUGUGACCAACACACACGAGGGAAACAGCUUUGUGGAUCAAAGUACGGCGGCUACAGUCACGGCGGCAGACUAUGCUCUCCGCCUGUUCCCUAGCAUUGGGGCUGUGAAUGCCGCCACCGUAGCAAGAUUGUACUCCGGGGUCGGAGCCCCUAUUGAUCAAGCGAACGCAAUUAUGGGAGAAUCUAUCUUCAUUUGUCCUACAUACUUCAUGCUGAAUGCCUUCCCCGGGACCUCUUUCAAGGGAGAAUUCGCCGUUCCGAAUGGCAGUCAUGGAGAGGAUGUAGCCUUCUACUUCACUAGCUCUGGACCUCCAGCGUUCAACAACCCGACUUUCAUCACUGCCUUCUCUGGAGCAUUCAUGGACUUCGCUACAGCACUAGACCCAAACCGCAAAAUUGAUAGCACUAACAUCACGCCACAGUGGUCAAGGCACCUCAUAGGGAAUGCCGAAAUGCUGUUUAAUCGCACAGUGGGAGGAGCGUCGGAUAUUCGAGCCAUCACGACGUCAAGCACACUCUUGCAGCGAUGCGCCUUCUGGGAGAGUGUUGGCCGGCUCACCGCUCAGUAA
Pleurotus ostreatus (oyster mushroom) is the source of this 1683-nucleotide messenger RNA. RefSeq lists its product as uncharacterized. NCBI's taxonomy places the organism in Eukaryota, Fungi, Basidiomycota, Agaricomycetes, Agaricales, Pleurotaceae. The record is from RefSeq and is a predicted model, not a curated record. Bases 1 to 1683 code for a protein of 560 amino acids. The transcript is spliced from 14 exons.